CGUCGGUGACACCGGCUGUGGUUGUGGCACUGCCAGAGUCGGAGCCGGCGCCGUUCCUGGCGCUGUCGGAGGGGACGAAGAACCGCCUGAUGGCGGCUGAGGGAGCCCUGCUGCUGCUGUGCGCCGCGGGGCCUGGGAUGCUGCUGCUGCUCAGGAAGCGCUGGGCCAACGAGCGGCUGCUGCAGGGCAAGAAGAGCCUGGGGGAGGAGGAGAACCUCUAUGAGGUGACGGGGGGACAUCGGGGGGACAUCAUGGGGAUGUGGGAGGGACACGGAGACACAGAGAUACGGGGACAUCGUGGUGACACGGGGACAUCCCUUGGUGGCCUUGGGGCUGCGGGGACACGAUCCUCGGUGGCCGCGGGGACACAUUUGGUGGCCAUGGGGACACAUUGAGUGAGCACGGGACACAUUUGGUGGCCAUGGGGACACAUUGAGUGAGCACGGGACACAUUUGGUGGCCCUGGGGACACAUUGAGUGAGCACGGGACACAUUUGGUGGCCAUGGGGACACAUUGAGUGAGCACGGGACACAUUUGGUGGCCAUGGGGACACAUUGAGUGAGCACGGGACUCAUUUGGUGGCCAUGGGGACACAUUGAGUGAGCACGGGACUCAUUUGGUGGCCAUGGGGACACAUUGAGUGAGCACAGGACAC
Meleagris gallopavo (turkey) is the source of this 656-nucleotide messenger RNA. Lineage: Eukaryota; Metazoa; Chordata; Aves; Galliformes; Phasianidae. The record is from RefSeq and is a predicted model, not a curated record.